ACCGGUGCGCUUGACGGCCAGGCUCUUUGUAGGAGUGUGGAGCAAAGAGCGGGACUUCCAGCAGCAGCACGCCGACAACACGCACCCACACGCCGCAGUGCAGCAGCCUUACAGCCGCUUCUCUUCUGCUACAACAAAGGGGAACUUUUCAAGUGACUCUUUUUAUGAGGGCGAGUCUGUUUUUGUACCGGGUAGACGUCACCUUUUUGGAGCAUGAGAACCAGCGUGGAGCGCAUCCUUCCAACUUUGUAAGCCCGCUUUUUGCCUUCAUUUCUCGGCUUCACCUCCACAUUGGUACCCGGAGAGGCUGGCGGAUGUGUCAAGGACUUCCACCUUUGUUGAAAAAAACAAUAAUUGCUAAGUAAGGCUAAAGAAGGAGCCAGGGGAUAAGUAGAUGGAUGUGACACUUUACCCGCCUCCCCCGCAGCCCCUGGCCGCCUCAGAGCACACCAGACUGGGGCAGCUCUCCUACCCCGAGCCGCCGUUUGGAAGCAACAAGGUUUGUAAGCCCACACCUCAUUUGCAUAACACCUAGCAGCUGGCACUUGGAGGGGGAAGCUGGAAGGUGAGGGCAUGUUCCUGAGCAUGCAGGAAGUGGGCGUGGACUAUGUUUCCAGCAACCAGUUCCGUGUGCCGCAGCCUCUCAGCAAGGCCACGCCCCCUAACCCCGCCCCCCAGCACUGGAGGAGGGACGACACGCAGCGUCUAGCCUGGUCCUACCAAAUGGGUGACGAGGACUACAACUUUGCACCCAUCACUCCCCCUCACCUGCCGGACCACAUGCUGCCCCCUCACCUGCCCCAGGACUCCCCCACUGGACCCUAUGGCUCUCUGGACGGGCCGGCCCACUCGGCCCCCCACCAUCCCUACCAGCUGCAGGGCAUGAAUGUCCCCAGAAUGCCCCGCAGUCAGGAUGGCGCCACCAUGCUCAACCAAGAUGGCGGCACCUUCAGCCCCGACGGUGCGGCCAUGACCAGCACUCUGUCGGUGAUGCAGCAGAUGGUCAACUCCGACUCUCGCUUCACCAGCAGCCAGCAGCCCAUACAAGCUGCCCUGGGACCCAGGAGCCAAUCAGGAGCCGGCCAGCUGGCCACCAUCAACCAAUCCCAGCUGACCCACAAUUCUCCUUCUCCUCCUGGGAGCACAUCUGCCACACCCUCACCUUCCAGCUCACCACACCAGGACGACCACGAUGACAACCUCAGGGUAGCAAACUCUUUUUACCAUCAUGGCGAGAAGCGGCCUGCAGCCUUCGACAUGUCCAAGAAAGCCAAGACGCCCAAGAAGAAGAAGCGGAAGGACCCCAAUGAGCCGGUGAAGCCGGUCUCUGCCUACGCUUUGUUCUUCAGGGACACCCAAGCCAACAUCAAGGCCCAGAACCCCAACGCCACCUUUGGGGAGGUCUCCAAGAUUGUGGCCUCCAUGUGGGACGGCCUGGGAGAGGAACAGAAGCAGGAGUACAAGAAGAGGACAGAGACUGCCAAGAAGGAGUACCUGAAGCAACUGGCUGCCUACAGGGCCAGUCUGGUCUCUCAGAGUUACAACGAUCCAUGUGAGAUGAAGCCGGCCUCCUCCUCCUCCUCCAUCUACACAUCCAAGUCACCCGUCUAUGCGGGCCAGCACCAGCACCCCAACAUGUACAUGCCAUACCCCCACCACUCCACUCACCUGCCUCAGAUGCACACCUUGUCCACCAGGGGCAGCGUACUUCGGCCCACCCUGUCCCUGGGAGGCUCCACCCCUCCCCACCAGGUCAGCCCCCCACUCCACAGCCAGACUCACCUGGGGGGGAUGCAGCAUCAGCAUCAGCAGCACUCCAUGGCCAUGACACACCCCCCCGCCAUCACACAGGCCUACUCCCUCCAGUCAGAGUAUCAGCCAAUGAUGAACAGGGGAGCCAUGAUGUCAUCACCAGUGGACUACCAGCAGCUGGGCCCACACCAUCACCCGUCUCUGGACUGGAGCGCCCAUUACCAUGGCAACGGGACUCCUCAGCCAGACAAGACUUUGUACCUGACUUAGUCCACAUCAUGGGACCUCCUUGGACCUCGGACCAAGCACUCAGGAGGGGACCUCCCUUACCAACAAAGUACAAGACCCCCAAUGCAGAAGGAGUCACAUGACCUUGUGAGGGAGGGGUCCAAACAGGAAGUAGACGGCCUGACUUCCUGCAUGUAGAUUAGUUGUAUCUCUAUGGUGAUUGGCAUGGCCAGGAUGCAGUACUCAUGUACAUGAAGUACUUAUAUCCUACUUGUAUCUCUAUGAAUACUCAUGUACAUGAAGUAUUUAUAUCCUACUUGUAUCUCUAUGAAUACUCAUGUACAUGAAGUAUUUAUAUCCUACUUGUAUCUCUAUGAAUACUCAUGUACAUGAAGUAUUUAUAUCCUACUUGUAUCUCUAUGAAUACUCAUGUACAUGAAGUAUUUAUAUCCUACUUGUAUCUCUAUGAAUACUCAUGUACAUGAAGUAUUUAUAUCCUACUUGUAUCUCUAUGAAUACUCAUGUACAUGAAGUAUUUAUAUCCUACUUGUAUCUCUAUGAAUACUCAUGUACAUGAAGUAUUUAUAUCCUACUUGUAUCUCUAUGAAUACUCAUGUACAUGAAGUACUUCUAUUGUUCACACUGAGAAGGAAGAAAAAUAUCAAUACUUUUUGUGUAAACGCUCGCUAAUGACUGGAAUUACUAAAUCAGAAGAUUAGGAACAAAACUAUUAAUAUUGUAAGAAUAAAGUCAUGUU
Molecule: messenger RNA, 2737 nt
Organism: Entelurus aequoreus (snake pipefish)
Lineage: Eukaryota; Metazoa; Chordata; Actinopteri; Syngnathiformes; Syngnathidae
Product: thymocyte selection-associated high mobility group box protein TOX-like
Exons: 11
Coding region: 574-2022 (482 amino acids)
Biological process (GO): leukocyte differentiation; regulation of transcription by RNA polymerase II
Cellular component (GO): nucleus
Molecular function (GO): chromatin DNA binding
Source: RefSeq, a predicted model, not a curated record